UCCCCUUUUACUUCUCCCGUCAAAAAGUGUGUUUCUCCUUUCUUUGCUCGUUGUUGUUAAACCCAGCAACUCCACUGGAGCAAGGUGCUAUCCUUUUUCAGCAUUAGGGUUUUCGUUUUUCUUACUCAGCUAGAGCUCAAAUGAGCGAUUCCAGAGAAGAAUCUCCAGAUUGGUUGCGCUCUUUCCAUCCGCCAACUUUAUCUGCCAUAGAACUGUCAUCUGGAUCCGAAUCACCAUUGGAUGGCAGUCCAGCAAUUAGUGAUGAUGAGGAUGACAUCAACCUCAGUAAGUUGUUUAAGAAAGAAGCAAAGCAGGACUCAGAUAUUAACGAUAAAGAUUAUAUGACAGAAGCUGUGGUUAAUAAGCCUGUCAAAGGGAAGUCGCCCAAGAAAAAUGGCAAAGGGAAGUCGCCCAAGAAAAAUGAUAAAGUAAAGCCGACACCAGAGAGGAAGAGGCAAAGCAAGGAUGAGAGUGAAAGAGAAGGAAAGAGGGCCAAAGGAAAAGACACCAAUAUGAUAAGUGGAACUCAGAAGCUUGGAAAGUCUCAUGAACAGAGCCAUUCCAUUUGGUCAUUGUCCUCGGAUUCUGAGUCUUCACCGGAUACACAGCCUGUCAACAAUGAUAAAGCGUCAAAGGGAGAGUUAUCUGCAAAUGAAGAAGAUAUUGCCAUAAAAAACAUAAGAGAAGUUGAUAAUAUUCUCCUUGACCAUGAUGGAGAACCUCCAAUGAACCGAGUCUUGAAAAAGCUGGAAAAAGAAGAUGAGAAAACCUCAAAGAACAAGAAUACUAACAUCAGUAUAAAUGGAGAGAAUGAUGUGAAGGAAGACAGCUCUAGGAAGCAUCCUGGGCUACAGGGAUCCUCUUCAAGGUUGCCAUUGUUGCUUUCGGAGAAAGUUCAGCGUUCAAAGGCACUUGUCGAGUGUGAAGGUGAUUCCAUUGAUUUGAGUGGUGAUGUGGGUUCUGUUGGACGGAUAGUAGUUUCAGAUGAUCCCUCCAAAAAUCAUGAGAUGUUCUUGGAUUUGAAAGGAACCAUAUACAAAACUACCAUAAUUCCAUCAAGGACAUUCUGUGUGGUAAGCUUUGGUCAAUCAGAAGCAAAGAUAGAGGCGAUUAUGAAUGACUACAUUCAGUUGAAACCACAAUCUAAUGUUUUUGAGGCUGAAACUAUGGUUGAAGGAACGUUGGAUGGAUUUCCAUUUGAUUCAGAAGAUGAAAACGAAAAGUCGAUUGCUCAAGCCGAUCAACAUGAGGCUGCUGAGGAGCAACCUGAUGGAAAAUCCAAAAGAAAACCUGACAAAACAUUGGGUGCGGCAAGGAAAAAGGGAAAGUCUGCAAGUGGAAAGCCGCCCAAGAAAGUGAAAAAGAAGCCUCAAGUUUCUAAAAAAAGCAAAACCAAGAAAUGAGAAACAAAUUAUCUACAACACUGAUACUUCCGUUCUAGUUUCUGUUAUUUUAUUAAUUUCCCUCGCUGCACCUAUUUGUGCUGCUUACACAAUGGUGACUUGCAACAGGAAUAUCAGUAGAGGCUGCUUAAUUUGUAUUUCUUGUAAAAUUUAGCUUUAGGGAAACAGAAAAGUUUUGUGCUAUUGACUCCUUUAUGGAAAUAAAAGUAUAAUUGCU
Messenger RNA from Sesamum indicum (sesame), 1620 nucleotides. It is a transcript of the gene BIN4, whose product is annotated as double-stranded DNA binding protein. Gene Ontology annotation, molecular function: double-stranded DNA binding. Gene Ontology annotation, biological process: DNA endoreduplication; chromosome organization. NCBI's taxonomy places the organism in Eukaryota, Viridiplantae, Streptophyta, Magnoliopsida, Lamiales, Pedaliaceae. The record is from RefSeq and is a predicted model, not a curated record. Gene Ontology annotation, cellular component: nucleus; DNA topoisomerase type II (double strand cut, ATP-hydrolyzing) complex.